Molecule: messenger RNA, 936 nt
Organism: Balaenoptera ricei (Rice's whale)
Lineage: Eukaryota; Metazoa; Chordata; Mammalia; Artiodactyla; Balaenopteridae
Product: olfactory receptor 8H1-like
Exons: 1
Biological process (GO): sensory perception of smell; G protein-coupled receptor signaling pathway
Cellular component (GO): membrane
Molecular function (GO): odorant binding; G protein-coupled receptor activity; olfactory receptor activity
Source: RefSeq, a predicted model, not a curated record
AUGGGUAGAAGGAAUAUGUCUGACUUCAUCCUCAUGGGAUUGACAUAUUCUGAAGAGAUCCAGCUGGUCCUCUUUAGGCUAUUUCUCCUGAUAUACCUGAUCACCGUGUUGGGGGAUGCAGGGAUGAUGUUGAUAAUCCGCCUGUAUCUCCAGCUUCAAACCCCCAUGUAUUUUUUCCUCAGUCAUCUGUCAUUUCUUGACCUCAGUUACUCAACCAUCAUCACCCCUAAAACCUUAGAAAACUUACUGACUUCCACCAAGUAUAUUUCAUACCUGAACUGCUCCACCCAAAUGCAUUUCUUUGUCCUCUUCAGUGCCACUGAAGGUUCUUUUCUCUCCUCAAUGGCGUAUGAUCGCUAUGUAGCUAUCUGCAAUCCUCUGCAUUACCCAGUUAUGGCCACAAGACGCUGCUCCUCCCUUGUGUUUGGAUCCUAUUUGAUUGGCUUCAUGGACUCCUUUGUCAAUGUGCUUUGCAUGAGCAGAUUGGAUUUCUGCGACUCCAAUGUAAUCCAUCACCUUUUCUGUGAAGCACCCCCAAUAUUAGCCCUGUCCUGCACUGGCACACACGACACUGAAAUCACAAUAUCCAUUUUUGCUGGCUCCACCCUAGUGGUGUCUCUUAUCACAAUAUCUGUGUACUAUGUGUCCAUCGUGUCUACUAGCCUGAAAAUUACUUCCAAUUCAGGGAAGUGAAAAGCCUUCUCUAUUUGUGCCUCCCAUCUCCUGGGAAUCACCAUCUUUUAUGGCACUACUCAUUUUACUUACUUAAAACCAGGUAAGUCCUACUGCUUGGGACAGGAUCAAGUGGCUUCUGUUUUCUAUACCAUUGUUAUCCCUAUGUUGAAUCCAUUCAUAUAUAGUCUUCGAAACAAAGAAGUUAAAAAUGCUCUAAUUAGAGUCAUGCAGAAGAGAAAAUGCUCCAAGCAAUUAAAAUAA